UGAUAUUUUUAUACAGCAUAGUACAUCUAGGGAUUAAUUUCAUUUUUAAUUUUAAAGCUAAGACUAAAAUGCUUCUUUUUUCGCCAUUAAAUGCUCUCUUCCGUUUUUAUCUUACUCUUAUAAAAUUUGCCAUGUUAUCCCACGUUUUCUUGCAUAAAUUUCAUCCGAGUAAUCCUUAUUUCUAGAAUUUAUUUAAACUCUUGUUUAAAACAUAAUUGCUUUUUUAAUUCACAACUCUAAUAUUCUUAAAAAUAAACUUAAAUUUUAAUUAAUUAGUUGAAUUAUAUCAAAAAAAUUAAUUAAUUCAAAAAAUAAUGAAGGGAACAAUAGUAGUAACUGACCCACAAAAACCUUCAACAAAUCUGUCGCUCUGUCCAGAAGACGUUUACUCUGCAGAUCAGCGCAGCUAUCGUUUUUAUGCUAAUGCUCCGAUUAGUCUGUUCGGCAUUAUCUCUAAUUUGAUGAACAUUGUUGUUUUUAUGGACAUGGAGAUGCGACAACAACUUGUAAACCAUUUCUUACUUGUUUUGUCCAUAUCAGAUCUACUCCUUCUGAUUUGCAAUUUUUUCUUCCUUGUACUUCCUGUAGUUGUUGUAGAGACUGACUCCUUUUUCUGGAAUGACUUUUUCCCAUAUAUCAUACGUUACUCGUAUCCACUUGCAUUGACUGCUCAGACUAGCGGCGUUUAUUUGACAGUUCUCGUUAGUUUUCAUCGCUUUCUGGGUGUGUGUCAUCCUUUCAAGGCAAAGAGAUGGGUCUCGUUGGCACCAGUAGAAAGUGCUAUAGCUGGCUCGAUUCUCUUCAGUUUUGUCAUCAACAUUCCUACAUGGCUGGAACUUGGAGUGGUGCCCUGUUUAUCUUCUCGGUUUAAUCAAAUUUCUCGACAGAUCCAACUUGCCCCAUUUCACAACAUAACCUACAUUUUGAUAAAGAAAUGCAUUGCAUAUACUAUUCUAAUGUUUAUAGUACCAUUUGGUGUAUUAAUAACUGUUAAUUGGAAGAUGGUUCAAGCGCUCCGCUUUAGUAGCCGAAUGAGGCAAAGAAGUUAUUCUACGAAUAGACAGACAAGUAAUGAAAAUAUUGUUAAGCAGUUGCAUUUACUUCGAAAAUCACGUAUGCUGAAGCCUUCAUCAGAUCUGUUUAAACCAAAAUUUUCCAACUCAACUCGUGAUCGCUCAAUCACAAUGAUGCUCUUAGCCAUAGUUGCGCUUUUUCUCCUUUGUAACGGACUUGCGUUUCUUAAUUCAAUAAUCGAGUCAAUUAUGCUCUUUGCUAGCGAUGAGAGUAACAAAAACGUCUUACCGGUAUUUUUCAAAUAUCUAUGA
Meloidogyne enterolobii is the source of this 1325-nucleotide messenger RNA. The record is from the annotation of a GenBank genome assembly. NCBI's taxonomy places the organism in Eukaryota, Metazoa, Nematoda, Chromadorea, Rhabditida, Meloidogynidae.